Molecule: messenger RNA, 837 nt
Organism: Aphanomyces astaci
Lineage: Eukaryota; Oomycota; Saprolegniomycetes; Saprolegniales; Verrucalvaceae
Exons: 7
Coding region: 1-837 (278 amino acids)
Source: RefSeq, a predicted model, not a curated record
AUGCGCGUCACGUCAAUGCUUGAACGACUGCAAGACCAGCAGCCCGACGAAGACAACGACGUCCAAGAUGCCAACAACCCAUUAAUUAUGGACAAAGUCAUUGAAGAGGCUGGCGAUGAAGCGUUCCGCGUGCUGACAAACUUCACUCCAAGCGAAUUCGACAUCAUCUGGGCCAAUGUGGAGCGUGCAAUGAAAUCGAAGUGGUUUGAAGAUCGAGGAAGAAAGUCCAAGUUGACGCCCAAGGAUGCCCUCUAUGUUACCCUGACUGUUCCCAAUCACUACCAGUCCUGGGAGAAGCAUGCCGUCGAUUUCAACCUGAAAGCGCCAAGGUUGGAGAAGAUCGUCGUCAAAGUUGUGGAAUUGUGCUCACCGAUCCUGUACGACACUUUCAGCCUUCCCACCGACCAUCUGGAAGAAGCGCCUGUCUCACCUGACGGUCGUCUUGUCGAUAUAACCCCUCAUGUGCCGGGCGCUGUGGCCGAUUUGACGUUGAUCCGCAACCGCCUUGACGAACACCAACGAUUCCUCUCUAAGGAAGCAAGGUACAUCGGCCUUGCGGCUUCGUUGCGUGCUAUACACCCGAAGAAGAAACCUUCCGGUGGCGCGCUGGACAGGCAUGACCUUGACCGGAACAAGGAGGUGUCCUAUGCAACGUUCGUUUGGGGUGAGAAGCUGUAUGAUGACAUCCAGCGACUUAAAUUCUCGCUGGCCAACUUCCAUGCCUCGCUGAUGCCAUUGAGAUUGGAAGACCACAACAGCUACCGAGCUCUCAACGUCACUACGUGCAGAGCCGAGCGGAAAGACUUGCUGCCAGUGCAGCACGUGCUGAUCGCGUAG